AUGAGCCGUCCCUACGCAAGUGACAACUGUUCGUUCGAUGACGUGGAUAAGCUGAUGAGUACCUUGCAGCUGGCAGUCCACAUCCCCACCUUCCUCCUUGGCCUGGUCCUUAAUCUCUUGGCGAUCCGAGGCUUCAGUACCUUCCUUAAGAAGAAACAGCUAGAAUACAUUGCCACUUCCAUCUACAUGAUUAACUUGGCUGUCUUCGACUUGCUGCUUGUGCUCUCGCUCCCAUUCAAGAUGGCCCUGCCGCAAGUGGAGUCGCCCCCACAAGUCUUCUGCACUCUGGUGGAGUGCCUCUACUUCAUCAGUAUGUACGGGAGCAUCUUCACCAUCUGUUUCAUCAGCGUGGACCGCUUCCUAGCCAUCCAGUACCCACUCCUGGUCAACCACCUCCGGUCCCCCAGGAAAGCCUUUGGGAUCUGCUGCAGCCUCUGGAUCCUGGUAUGGGUUGGAAGCAUCCCCAUCUAUACUUUCCACAGGGAAGUGGAGAAAUACAAGUGUUUCCACAACAUGUCUGAUGGCACCUGGAGUGCCAAGGUCUUCUUCCCCCUGGAGAUCUUUGGCUUCCUCCUUCCCAUGGGCAUCAUGGGCUUUUGUUCCUAUAGGAUCAUUCACAUUCUGCUGCGCUGUCGGAACCCGGUCCAACAGAGAGCCUGCAUCUGGACCAUCGCUACCAAUCUUGUCAUCUUCGUGGUCUCCUUUCUCCCAGUGCACUUGGGUUUCUUCCUGCAGUUCCUGGUGAGGAACGGCUUUAUCGUGGAGUGCAGAGCUAAGCAGAACAUCAGCUUGUUCCUGCAAUUGUCCCUGUGUUUCUCCAACAUCAACUGCUGCCUUGAUGUUUUCUGCUAUUACUUUGUCAUCAAAGAAUUCCGCAUGGGCAUCAAGGGCCCCCAGGCUUCCACAGUCGAGCUGGUCCGCCAGGACACCAUGAUCUCCAGGGGUUACGGGGAGGUACCCCUCUCAAAGGAAGGAGAUCCUAGCCCCGAAUUUUCAUAA
Cricetulus griseus (Chinese hamster) is the source of this 999-nucleotide messenger RNA. The record is from RefSeq and is a predicted model, not a curated record. NCBI's taxonomy places the organism in Eukaryota, Metazoa, Chordata, Mammalia, Rodentia, Cricetidae.